Molecule: messenger RNA, 4074 nt
Organism: Acanthaster planci (crown-of-thorns starfish)
Lineage: Eukaryota; Metazoa; Echinodermata; Asteroidea; Valvatida; Acanthasteridae
Product: calcium-activated chloride channel regulator 1-like
Source: RefSeq, a predicted model, not a curated record
GCAAGCGGAUGUGUUCUACCUGGAGGCGCUACUUGGGUCUGCUGGUUUGUUACGAAAAAGUCGUGCUUUCGCAAUCUAACCCUUUUAAAGAUUGCCAAGUGCGAAAAUUCGGAGGGAAAUGAAUCUGCAAGGUGUGAUUUUAACUGUAACCGCCUUCCUACUGGUUCACUCAAACGUAGACGCCUUAACCAGACCGUCAUCCAUCCGACUGGAAAACAACGGCUACACGGGUAUUGUGGUUGCCAUUCACAGCAGUGUCGCAGAGAGUGAUGCACUGAUUGAACGGAUUAAGUACAUGUUCACCGAGGGGUCCAAGUACCUGUACGAAGCCACGCGCAAACGCGCCUAUUUCAAAGAAGUCACCAUUUUGGUGCCCAAAUCAUGGACACCCAAGCCAGAGUACCAGUUGCCAGGCAACAUGACGUUCGACUACGCUGACGUCAUCGUGGCGCCGCCCAAUCCCCGCUGGGCUCCUCUGCAGUACACCAAGCAGUACCAGGGGUGUGGCAAACAGGGUGUUCACAUCCAUUUCAUGGAUAAGUUUUUGACAGAUCCUAAGACGGAGCACUAUUACGGUCCUUUAGGGCGCGUGUUCGUUCACGAGUGGGGUCAUUUUCGCUGGGGGUUGUUCGACGAGUACCCGGAUCCUGUUGGUGACCCGGACAACUACCAAGAGUUCUAUUUCUCUUCUCUUACGCAGCAGUUCGAAGGAGUCAGGUGUUCGUACGAACACAACGGCAUCCCCUUGAUCUUCUAUUCGGAUUCCUACCGUCCUUGCGUUGGUGGUCCAGAUACUGGGUACGAGGAUCGCUGUGUGUACUAUAUAUCGACCAAUCAAGAUAAAGUUUCGUCUUCGAUCAUGUUUUCAACUUAUCCUCUAACCCCGAUCAAAUAUUUUUGUGACGACGAUACCUCGGACACCCCCAACCUGCACAACCGAGAGGCGCCAAACAAGCACAACCGUCUUUGCGGAGGUCGCAGCAAUUGGGAAGUAUUGCAAGACCAUCAGGACUUCCGAAAUAACUCGAAUCCACCUGUUGACCUGAACGAGGACGAUUUAAUACCAAAUAUCACAAUAGUACAACACCAGGAUAUCCGAGUGGUGCUUCUAUUGGACACGUCUGGCAGUAUGUCGUCCGGCAGUCGUUUCGAGAAGAUGAUCAGCUCAUCGGCCAAGUACAUCUCUUACACCGUUUUAAACGGUAGCUAUAUCGGCAUCGUAGAGUUUAAUUCUUUCAGCACAGUUCUCGAACCUCUAAGGCUGGUUGCCAACGAUACUGACCGCCAUGCUCUCCUCAGCUCCUUGCCAACAAGUCCCGGGGGCGGUACAGGCAUUGGCGGCGGUCUCUUAAAAGCAGUUCAGACUCUUUCGGAGGGAAACAUGGAUUCGGCCGGUGGUAUAAUUCUGUUGAUAACAGAUGGACAGGAGAAUGAAAGCCCAUCUGUAGCUGACGUCAUGGACGACAUCAUAGAGUCAGGGGUCGUUGUCUACACACUUGCCUUCACCCAAGACGCUGACCACAUUUUGCCCAAAUUGUCAGAAGCAACAGGUGGAAAAGCGUACUUCUAUUCGAACGACGGUGGUUCUGAAUCCAACGCUCUAGAUGAGGCGUUCGCUGCCACCAUGCAAAGAGGUGAUGUGGGUGAUGCCGAUAAACGCGUGCAGUUGAUGGGAACGUCGUGGUCUUUGGCAAGUGGAGAGGCAAGAACUGGUAGCGUUUUCCUGGACAGCACCUUGGGCAGAAACACAGAGUUUGUUUUCUCCUGGACAAAAGAAAACAAGCUGGCCAUCAAUGUGACCAUCAAAUCUCCUAACGGGAGUUUCAUCUACUGCUCCCACGACUGCUCAGACGUCUCUUUCAGAAUUCUGUCGGUUUCGAUUCCAGGACAGGCUGAGGCUGGGCCCUGGGAAUUCACGGUGUUUAACCUCCUCACCUCGACUGAAGAGGUGACAAUCACCAUUUCGUCUCACCCAGCCAACGAUGACGUAGAGCCCAUCAUUGUGACGUCAGAGCUGAGCGAUUCCACCGCGGCGUUUGCUUCAGGCGAGCCCCUGGUAGCCUAUGCAGAGGUCCGUCAGGGUUUCAGCCCAAUGAUUUACGCCAACGUCUGGGCAACGAUCGAAAGACCAGGAGGGUACGAUCCGAUAAAAAUCCAGCUACUGGACAAUGGUGCAGGGUCGGACGUUACGAAGAAUGACGGAGUGUACUCGCGAUACUUCACCGAGGUCACAGGAGUCGGUUACUACGGUGUCAAGAUCGACGUAGAUAAUAACAACGGCAACGCCAUCAUCAUUGACUCGGUUCCCUUCUCGAAAUCUCGACCCAUCGUGGACCCAGAGGAAGCCCUUAAUAUGACCGAUAUUGGCGGUGUAAAGAUUCCCGCACCAGGUGCCCCUCCAGCGGAGCCAACAGGCAAGCCCGCCCCGGCAUUCAAUCGCGGAAUCUCAGGCGGAUCCAGUCGAGUAGACGAUCUACCUUCAGGAUUCUUACCCGGUGACGACCUGUUCCCACCUGACGAUGUGCUGGACCUCAGGGUCUCAAACACUUCCUUUCAAGACGGGACCGUGACGUUGGCUUGGACGGCUCCAGGUGAUGAUCUAGAUAGUGGAUCAGCCUCCUGGUAUGAAGUCAUCCGUGCUGAGUCUAUCCAGGCCUGGCAGAACGACUCCACUCCGGAUUCCCAUUUGAUCCUCAACUCCAGCCACAUCCUGCAGGGGAACCUCUCUGCGCCUCAGGAGUUCGGCAACGAAGAGGAGUUUGUGGUCCUCGCGCCGGUACCGGAGGAUGCCACCGUGGCCUCGUACGCGUUCGUGCUACGAGCUGUGGAUGACGCAGGGAACCCAUCUGGGUUCUCCAACGCUAUUCAGGCCGUGCUGAGGGAGUACGUUCCUGAGCCGUUACCGGUGACCACAGAUCGGCCGGAGACUACUUUAACACCACCACCCUCCGGGUCGGAGCCUACAGAUCUUCCCAAGCUCACGGUAACACGACCAACCUCUGUUCCGGUGACCACGGAUCUGCCCCUAGUCACAGCAUCUCCACCCUCUUUGGGGCUCCAGUGGUGGCAUAUUGCCUUGAUUACAGUUGGUGGUUUAGGUACUUUGACUCUUCUGGUACUCGUAAUAGCGUGUGUGGCGUUGAAGUCCACUCCGUCAAAAAUCGCGCCAACACCGGUGAUAAACGUGGAGGAGGCGGGCCACGUUAACUGCAUGGCUUUAGACGACUUCAACGAAAACGUGCUGUAGAGAAGUAGUGAUUUAGACGGUCUUGGGUGAAGCCACUGUCUGAUUUUCCUUUAAAAAAAUUGAUGACUUGACGUUCUAGAUUUGGCGAACAAGAUCCUAAAGUAUGAAAAAGUUGAAGGUUUGUUGCUUUUUUCUAUGUUAAAUCUUCGUGGAUGCUUAAUAUAGAAAUAUAAGUUUUGAAUCUGCAGUUUUGUUACCAUUAAUUAUGUCAAUUGUUGAUCUUGGCUCGCAGGACAUGUCUUUUAAAAAGCUACGGUAACUGUCUUCGUAGCUCUCUUUAAUGCUUUUAGAUUUAUUUUGUAAUACCUGAAGUUGCACUUAGAUGCCAAUGGCAUUAGAUUAAGUAAUAACUUACCUGCGUGAUCAGUAGUUUGCACUGUAUAGCGGUUACAACAUUUGUACACAUUGAACAUGUUUGCAGAACACUCGAAAGUCAUUUUGUACGAGCGUCCGUCCCCUGUCGCGCAUUAUUUUACGGUGUCUUGUGGAAUACUUGAUCCCCGUGAAAAAUGGACAUGGAUUGCAAACCUGAGGUGCGCAUGCUCUCAUGCACACUAGGGCUAACGUGAGUCCAUUUUGUUAACAGAGUACCAAUCCCCAUUACACCGACCAUGUGGCGGUGAAAUGGCACUUCACAUGUCAGAAAUUAAUUUGAAAUACCUCUUAUGGCAAAAGCUCUCCGAACACCAAAUAACUGCAUGCAAUACGUUACUUUUAACGUUCGUUUAUCAUAAUCAUUUAAUAUUUACCAUUAUUUAUUCGUAGAGGAAAUUAUGCAGUUCUCACUUGCGACAUAUUUGUAUCAGUAAAACAUGAUUUUAAUUGGA